Molecule: messenger RNA, 7505 nt
Organism: Castor canadensis (American beaver)
Lineage: Eukaryota; Metazoa; Chordata; Mammalia; Rodentia; Castoridae
Source: RefSeq, a predicted model, not a curated record
AUAUAAUAAUUCCAUAUGGAUUUUUUUUUUUGUUUAGGUCAAAUGGACCAUGGAAGUAAUUUGCUAUGGAUUGACCCUUCCAUUGGAUGGAGAGACUGUAAAAUAUUGUGUUGAUGUGUAUACAGAAUGGAUUAUGGCUUUAGUGUUGCCGAAAGAUUCUAUUCCAUUGCCAGUUAUUAAAGAGCCUAAUCUAUAUAUUCAAAGUAUACUAAAACAUCUGCAAAAUCUCUUUGUACCAAGACAGGAACAGGGCUCCAGUCAGAUCCGACUAUGCCUACAGGUCCUGAGAGCCAUUCAGAAACUGGCCCGAGAGUCAUCUAUCAUGGCCCGAGAGACAUGGGAAGUCUUACUAUUGUUUCUUCUACAGAUUAAUGACAUACUUCUGGCCCCGCCAACCAUUCAAGGUGGCAUUGCUGAGAAUCUAGCAGAGAAGUUGAUUGGUGUUCUUUUUGAGGUUUGGUUACUAGCUUGUACUCGGUGCUUCCCAACACCUCCUUACUGGAAGACAGCCAAGGAGAUGGUGGCUAACUGGAGGCACCACCCAGCAGUGGUGGAGCAGUGGAGCAAGGUCAUAUGUGCGCUCACAUCCAGACUGCUACGCUUUACUUAUGGUCCUUCGUUUCCUCCAUUUAAAGUUCCGGAUGAAGAUGCCAGUCUCAUCCCUCCAGAAAUGGAUAACGAGUGCGUUGCACAGACAUGGUUUCGAUUUUUACAUAUGUUAAGUAAUCCUGUGGAUUUGAGUAACCCAGCCAUUAUAAGCUCUACUCCCAAAUUUCAGGAACAGUUCUUGAAUGUGAGUGGAAUGCCGCAAGAAUUGAAUCAGUAUCCCUGCCUUAAACAUCUGCCUCAAAUAUUUUUUCGUGCCAUGCGUGGAAUCAGCUGCCUGGUGGAUGCAUUCUUAGGCAUUUCUAGACCCCGAUCAGACAGCGCUCCCCCUACACCUGUGAAUAGAUUAAGUAUGCCUCAAAGCACUUCGGUCAAUACCACUCCACCCCAUAACCGAAGGCACCGGGCUGUUACUGUAAAUAAGGCCACCAUGAAGACAAGCACAGUUAGUACUGCUCAUGCCUCAAAAGUCCAGCACCAGACUUCCUCCACCUCUCCUUUGUCAAGCCCAAAUCAGACUAGUUCAGAACCCCGGCCACUGCCUGCCCCUCGAAGACCAAAGGUUAACAGCAUCUUGAAUCUCUUUGGAUCAUGGUUAUUUGAUGCAGCAUUUGUUCACUGUAAACUUCAUAAUGGGAUAAACAGAGACAGCAGCAUGACUGCAUCUUUUAUCCAAAUUCUUCUUUCUUAUAAAUCUUCCAUUACAACACAAGCUAGCAUGGAGUUUCGACGGAAAGGGUCACAAAUGUCCACAGACACCAUGGUUUCCAAUCCUAUGUUUGAUGCAAGUGAAUUUCCUGAUAACUAUGAAGCAGGAAGAGCUGAGGCUUGUGGGACACUGUGUAGGAUUUUUUGUAGCAAGAAGACUGGAGAAGAGAUUCUGCCAGCUUAUUUAUCCAGAUUUUACAUGCUUUUAAUUCAAGGUUUGCAGAUAAAUGAUUAUGUGUGCCAUCCUGUCUUGGCCAGCGUUAUUCUAAACUCCCCUCCUUUGUUCUGCUGUGACUUGAAAGGGGUUGAUGUUGUGGUUCCUUACUUUAUUUCAGCUCUUGAAACCAUUUUGCCUGACAGAGAACUCUCAAAAUUCAAAAGCUAUGUAAAUCCAACAGAAUUGAGAAGAUCUUCCAUUAAUAUCCUGCUUUCUUUAUUACCCCUCCCUCAUCAUUUUGGCACAGUCAAAUCUGAGGUAGUCCUGGAAGGAAAGUUUAGUAAUGACGACAGUGCUUCUUAUGAUAAACCAAUAACUUUUCUGUCCCUGAAGUUGAGACUUGUGAAUAUACUAAUAGGUGCCUUGCAAACGGAAACGGACCCCAACAACACUCAAAUGAUACUAGGGGCAAUGUUAAAUAUUGUUCAAGAUUCUGCACUUUUAGAAGCCAUCGGUUGCCAAAUGGAGAUGGGUGGUGGAGAAAAUAACCUGAAGAGUCACAGUCGCACUAAUAGUGGUAUUAGUUCAGCAAGUGGUGGGAGCACAGAGCCCACAACACCUGACAGCGAGAGGCCUGCUCAAGCUCUUCUAAGGGACUAUGCUCUUAAUACAGAUUCAGCUGCUGGGCUCCUGAUUCGCAGCAUUCAUCUCGUCACUCAAAGACUCAACUCUCAGUGGCGGCAAGACAUGAGCAUAUCACUGGCAGCUCUAGAGCUCCUCUCUGGUCUGGCCAAGGUGAAGGUGAUGGUGGACUCAGGAGACCGUAAACGAGCCAUCAGUUCUGUGUGCAGCUAUAUCGUGUACCAGUGCAGUCGGCCAGCUCCUCUGCACUCCCGAGAUUUACACUCCAUGAUAGUAGCUGCUUUUCAGUGUCUUUGUGUCUGGCUGACAGAGCACCCUGAUAUGCUCGAUGAAAAGGACUGCCUUAAGGAAGUACUAGAGAUUGUGGAACUGGGUAUCUCAGGAAGUAAAUCCAAAAACAGUGAGCAAGAGGUUAAGUACAAAGGAGAUAAAGAGCCAAACCCUGCAUCAAUGAGGGUGAAGGAUGCUGCUGAAGCCACCCUAACAUGUAUUAUGCAGUUGCUUGGUGCGUUUCCUUCACCCAGUGGUCCUGCCUCUCCCUGUAGUCUGGUGAAUGAGACCACUUUGAUCAAAUACUCCAGGCUGCCAACCAUAAACAAGCAUAGUUUCCGGUACUUUGUCUUGGAUAACAGUGUCAUCCUGGCAAUGCUGGAGCAACCCCUUGGAAAUGAGCAGAAUGAUUUUUUCCCCUCUGUCACUGUGCUGGUUCGGGGAAUGUCUGGGAGACUUGCUUGGGCACAACAGCUUUGCCUUUUACCCAGAGGAGCAAAAGCAAAUCAGAAGCUUUUUGUGCCUGAACCUCGUCCAGUUCCUAAAAAUGAUGUUGGAUUUAAAUACUCUGUGAAACAUCGGCCAUUUCCAGAAGAGGUGGACAAGAUUCCUUUUGUGAAAGCAGAUCUGAGCAUUCCAGAUUUGCACGAAAUUGUCACUGAAGAAUUAGAAGAGAGACAUGAAAAAUUGAGAAGUGGCAUGGCCCAGCAGAUUGCUUAUGAAAUACACCUUGAACAGCAGAGUGAGGGGGAGUUGCAGAAGAGAAGCUUCCCUGACCCCAUUACGGAUUGCAAGCCACCACCUCCUGCCCAGGAAUUCCAAACAGCCCGCCUUUUCCUCUCUCACUUUGGAUUUUUGUCCUUAGAGGCAUUGAAGGAACCUGCAAAUAGUCGUCUACCUCCUCAUCUUAUUGCACUUGAUUCUACGAUACCUGGGUUUUUUGAUGAUAUUGGAUAUCUGGAUCUCUUGCCAUGUCGUCCUUUUGAUACAGUUUUUAUUUUCUAUAUGAAGCCAGGUCAGAAAACAAACCAAGAGAUUUUAAAGAAUGUGGAGUCCUCCAGAAAUGUUCAGCCACAUUUCCUAGAAUUUUUGCUGUCCCUUGGCUGGUCAGUUGAUGUGGGCAGACACCCUGGUUGGACAGGACAUGUUUCUACCAGUUGGUCAAUUAACAGUUGUGAUGACAGUGAAGGGUCUGAACAAGAUGAAGUAAUUUCCUCUGAAGAUGUUGGAGCUAGCAUUUUCAAUGGACAGAAGAAGGUGCUGUAUUAUGCCGAUGCCCUGACUGAAAUAGCAUUUGUGGUUCCUUCUCCUGUGGAGUCCUUAACUGAUUCAUUGGAAAGUAAUAUCUCUGACCAAGAUAGUGACUCAAACAUGGAUCUCAUGCCAGGAAUUCUGAAACAGCCAUCUCUGAAACUUGAGCUUUUCCCCAAUCACACAGACAAUCUUAAUUCCUCACAGAGGCUCAGUCCCAGUUCCAGAAUGAAGAAGCUGCCUCAGGGUCGCCCUGUGCCUCCCCUUGGACCUGAGACAAGAGUGUCUGUUGUCUGGGUGGAACGUUUUGAUGAUAUAGAAAACUUUCCCCUCUCAGAUCUGAUGACAGAGAUCAGUACUGGUGUGGAAACUACUGCAAAUAGCAGCACGUCUCUGAGAUCCACAACUCUUGAAAAAGAAGUUCCAGUCAUCUUCAUCCACCCUUUAAACACUGGAUUGUUCCGAAUAAAAAUUCAAGGAGCCACAGGAAAAUUUAACAUGGUUAUCCCUCUUAUGGAUGGGAUGAUAGUCAGCCGGCGAGCACUCGGCUUUCUGGUGAGGCAGACUGUAAUCAACAUUUGUAGAAGAAAGAGACUUGAGAGUGACUCCUAUAGUCCACCACAUGUCCGCCGGAAACAGAAAAUUACCGACAUUGUCAACAAGUACCGGAACAAGCAGCUGGAGCCAGAGUUUUAUACUUCACUUUUCCAGGAGGUUGGACUCAAGAGCUGCAGUUCUUAGACCACUAUCUGAACUCCAUUGUGGGACUGUACUAUCAAAGCAAGAGAGUUUGAUAGGUGAUCACUGUAAAAAUAAAAACAAAUCACUCCCCCAAGAGCUUGCUGUUUAAUCACCAGAAUAGAAGAAACACAUUGUAAACCCAUUGGAUAGAAGACUUUCAGCUUUCUAGUGAAAUGGGCUCCCAGACACAAUCAUAUUCCUGCUGGUAAUGAUGAUAAACAUUUUAGCCAUAAACUUUAUUUUAAAAGUGACAAUUUUAGUUAAAUACAAGCCUUUUGAGGAGAAAGGCUUUUAUAGCACCUCAGUUAAACACAUGCAUUGAUAGUAUUGACAAAUUUGCAAAUUAGAAGUUGAAGAUAGUUUUAUACCUCACUUUUUAGGAGGUUGUAUUCAAAAUUAAAAUCUGUUUCAGAAUCUUCCAGGACAUUUAAAGACUCCACUUGACAGUAUGGAGGAGAAGGAAAGAAGUCUCAGCCUUCUGCUCACUUGUAGGUCCAUUUGUCAUCCAACUGUCAAAAUGACAAGAAAACAAAAUGUUUUUUGCUCAGAUAAGAAGUCUGACAUUAAAAUAUUUCAUAUUUUCUCUCCAUAUUUAAAAAGUCAUCAUUCUCAUCACUGCGCAGAUCUGUCUGAGAGCCUCAGCUUCUGACGAAACAGAUCUGAGGUGGAGGCACAGCCUUGUCCCCUAGGGAAGAUACUAAUGCAAUUUGUGAGACUAAAAGCUGUAAGAUGGCAGUGAUUCCUCCACUCCUUCCAUUAUUGUCCAGCUUGGUGACAUAAUGAUAGGUUAAAACUUUGUGAUUCCCUGAUUAAAUAUUAAAAGAUGUAAAUUCACAGUAGGGGCUGACAAUUACUGGUUUCAUCCAUUACCUCUUAUUUCAGGGCCAAGCAGCAAACUGCAGUAGUUGCUGAAGGAUUCUACUUUGUGUUUCUGGAAGCAGCCUCACUCCAGCUUUCCCCCAGAGAGCUCCUGGAUUGCAUCAGUUGACAGAUAUCUGCAGCCAUCUCCUUGGAUGGCUGCUGUUGUCAUGUUUUCUGGCCUUGGCCAUGUAAAGGCAUGACAAAUCUCUGCCAGGGCUUUGGAAAUAUUUCUGUUACCUCGCUGCUACUCUUCUGCCAGGGACAAAACUUUGAAGGUGGCCAGACCCAGACCAUCCUUAUAAGGAUUCCUGUUAUACUGCUCUGUGUACACCACUCCUCUCUCCUAUUUUUAUGUGCUUUCUUCUUUAGUAAGGUUAUUUUGUCUAAAAAGCAACUGACAUUUGAAGUCCAAAGAAUGAUGAGAGUUGUGCAGGAGUGUUUCCCACUGGCACUCUGGUGCCAGCAGGUCUGUAGGUCAAGACCACACUAGUCUCUUCAUUUUGACGUUUUGGUGAUUUUCUUACAGGGUUGGGGAUAGUGUUGGACCUCAUUCCCUGUGCAGAUAUCUCUGUUCCAGAUGUAUGUGUUUUGCCAUCUCCGAGCAAGAAAUGUGGGCAUAGCAGUUCUUAGUCUGCACAUCCCCUCUUCUUCAUAUUUGUUUUCAGCUCAGGUACAGAUACCCUCCUCCACCUCAUCCUCCCCCCUGUGACUCUAGUGUUCAGUUCCAGUCAGGGAAUAGUAGUAUUCAAUCACUAAUUUGGGGUUUUGUUUUGUUUUGUUUUUGAGGUAUUUCCAGAUGGUAGUACGGAAAGGGGGUAUGUGUGGUCAAGAUUAACAAGUUCUACCCUAAGAAUGUUUUAGAAGCUCAGUAAGACUAGGUAAAGAUUAACAACUUUCAAGAAAAUUCCAGAUUAACACUUCAGAGGGAAAAUGGACCCUUGUUCUAGUUGAGUUGAACAAGAAAGGCUAUAAAUGACUGUGCAACUUAACAUUCCAGAAGUUAAAAAUAAUUGGUCAUGAUGUACUUCCUCAUUAUGACUCUUCAAGAUAAGUCUUUUACUUUGGCCAUAGUUUGAAUGAAAUAUCAGAAAAAUGUACAGUGUGUGUGUAUUGGGAAUGGACUUGCUGGUCCUACAAGUUGGCUCCAAUUUCUGGCAAUUCUGUUGACUUUGUUGGGAUCUGGGAGGCUAGGUAGUUCCUUGGGAUGUACAAGCCUCUCCAGGUGCUAGUUUCUUUUGCACAGAAUUCCAUCUGCCUGGGAAGCAAGUGUUGUAAGAACCCUUUCACUCGUAUUGGAGUUCAUGGUCACUAACUUUACUCAACUGUUUUGUUAAAAGUCACUUGAGUAGAAUGCUAGAGGAGCAUAUUUAAUACCUAACAAUAGUCUUUAGUAGUCCACUUGAGAAAUUUCCCAGCACAUGUUCAAAAUCGUGGGAGGAGCUAGGACCACUCUGGGCUGUGGCUUAGACAGUUCAUUUGCUACAUGUGUUGGGUGCCAGAAGGUAAAGUGAGUGUGGCCUUCUUGGAAGAGGAAGGCAUUACCCAGGAGGCAAUCGGGUUGUCCCUCUUGCUCCCUUCUGAAGUUGUAGGGAGUACUAAGGACAGAGGGAAGUGCUCUUACCUUUUAAAUCCUUUUCAUUGUUAGCCACCACCCUUUUGUCCAGAGCUUCCACCACUGUCCUUUGGGAAUAGUUACAUGGUGAGACAGGCCUCCCCAGCCACAUACACAUGUAUGCACACACAUGCACGUGAGCAUUUUCCUUCUUCAGAUCCUCUAUUUUAGCACAGCCUGUACAAAAUACCCACAUCUUUGUCUGGCGGUGUCAGUUGCCCACAGGUAGAGUAUGAGGUCUCCACAAAUGGUUCCUUCCUAUGUGUGCCGGAGAAGCAUUUGUCAGUCUCUUUGGACUGAUUUCUCUGAAGAGUGGAGCCUCACUCAGAGUGAGAGCAACCUUGCACAAAGUGUGUUUUGUGGUAAAUGGUGAAACAUGUCCUGGAGGUCACUGGGCUCCUGAUGGUGGUGGUUCUCCAUUAGUACUUAAAACCUAGUAGCAAGUGGGAUCUUCCUGAAAGCAGAGGUGUAUGUUUACAUGAAGUGAUCCUAGGAGUCAGCACAUCUGUUUUCAGCAUUCCCUGACAGCCUCUCUGCCUGUGGUGGAGACAUUGGGGGUUUAGGGGAGUGGGGAAUCUACCUGGACAGUAUAGAGUCAGACACAGCCAUGCACUGUGUAGUGUUUUCUCAGAAUAUCAAUCCUUGUUCUUCAGAUGC